Messenger RNA from Rhodofomes roseus, 650 nucleotides. RefSeq names its product S-phase kinase-associated protein 1A-like protein. The record is from RefSeq and is a predicted model, not a curated record. Lineage: Eukaryota; Fungi; Basidiomycota; Agaricomycetes; Polyporales; Fomitopsidaceae. The coding region runs from base 42 to 527 and encodes 161 amino acids. Gene Ontology annotation, molecular function: cullin family protein binding. Gene Ontology annotation, biological process: SCF-dependent proteasomal ubiquitin-dependent protein catabolic process; mitotic cell cycle. The transcript is spliced from 6 exons. Gene Ontology annotation, cellular component: nucleus; cytoplasm.
CAGGUCGAUUACCUUCACGUCCGCGCAUAUCAUCUGCUACAAUGGUUCUCCUCGUCACCUCCGACAACGAGCAGUUUGUUGUGGACAAGGAGGUCGCUGAGCGCAGCGUCCUCAUCAAGAACAUGCUCGAGGAUGUUGGCGAGAGCGACCAGCCGAUUCCUCUCCCCAAUGUUUCUUCCAGUGUCCUGAAGAAGGUCCUGGAGUACUGUGAACACCACCGUGGCGAGCCCCUGCCGACUGCCGAGUCUGAGCAAAGCCAGGAUGAGAACCGCAAGCGGACAACGGAUAUCAGCGAGUGGGACCAGAAGUUCAUUACUGUUGACCAGGAGAUGCUCUUCGAGAUCAUCCUCGCUGCCAACUACCUCGACAUCAAGCCCCUCCUCGACGUUGGCUGCAAAACAGUCGCGAACAUGAUCAAGGGAAAGACGCCCGAGGAGAUCCGCAAGCUGUUCAACAUCGUGAACGACUUCACACCCGAGGAGGAGGCUCAAAUCAAGAAGGAGAACGAAUGGGCGGAGGACCGGUAAAUUUCGACUCCGUGGCUGUAUCAUCACAUAUGUCGUCUCGCUCUCCCAUCUUUCCGUAAUGUCGUCGCGUUGUAUUGUAGUGUGUAGUUGAACGAUUCUAUUCGCCUCAACUGCUCAUCCUUC